This is a messenger RNA of Seminavis robusta, 788 nucleotides long. Lineage: Eukaryota; Bacillariophyta; Bacillariophyceae; Naviculales; Naviculaceae. The record is from the annotation of a GenBank genome assembly.
ACGACUUUCCCGCAACUCCAAUGAUACCGCCACGCGUGCCAUUGGAUGCACACCUCUCCCAAAAUUGGAUGGCCACGAGGAGACGAUGGCGCCCCCCCAACUCGAAAGUCCUCGCUCACAGCAGACAACUACCAGUACUGCAACUGUAGCUAUCUAUUGCUGGCCAGCUAGCUAGAAAGAGUGGCUCUACCAAUACAUCAUCAUUCAAAUAAAUUGGAUCACUAGACUACUUCAGUUAUUUCAGUAAGAUGAUUGUAGGUCGUUUGUUGGUUCAGCGAAGUGCUGUUGUUGGUGUUCGUAGUCUUGCGUCUUCCGCAGUUCCCAGUACGAGUGUGGUGGACACUUCAACGCUGUUGGAUCAGUUUCGCGAUUCGUUGUCAUUGGAAGAACGUCGCGAGCAACCCGUGGGUCGUUCGUGGCAUGCCCGCGAAUUGCGCCGCAAGUCCUUUGAUGAUUUGCACAAGCUCUGGUUUGUCCUCUACAAGGAGAAGAAUGCACUAUUGACGGAAAGACAAAUGUGUCGAAGAAAUCAGAUCGAAUUCCCACAGCCAGAAAGAUUCCGAAAGGCGCAAAAGAGCAUGGGAGCCAUCAAGCAAGUUCUAGGAGAACGAAAGCGAGAACGCAUUGCUGCCUUUCACGAAAGCAAAGCGCUGGAGGAGGAAGAUCGUCUGGAAGAAGACAUGGAAAGCGAGGAACACCAAAAGGCAUAGAUAGAUAGAGCAUCACUACCGAAUCAUAUUUAAAUAAUGAUAGUUGCAAGAAUUGAGGAAAGAUAACCCUCCAGUACG